AUGCUGAUGCAUUACUAUUGCUCUCAAUGUCGUCAGGUGUUCGUGAAUCAGUACGGACUGGAGGAACACUACAGGCAGUCUGAAGCGCAUUACUAUUGCGCGGAUUGUAAGAAACAUUUCCAGUCAGAGUCGAACUUGAGAUCUCACCGCAACUCAAAGAUACACCAACCUCAAAACAUUAAAUGUCCUUUUGCGCCGCAAUGUGACAUGGCGUUCGUCUCUCGUUCCGCUCUCCUUCUCCACCUCGAAGCCGGUCGAUGCCCAUCUAACGCCACUCGAGAAACUGUCAAUCGCGCCAUUCGACAAUUGGACAGAAACAACAUCAUCACUGAUCCUUCACGUCUUAUCACUGGUCCUGAUGGAACAUCCCAACAGAUCAAGUAUUCGGCCACAGAAAGAAGCUGGAACGGAUACGCGUACGAAUGUUACAUCUGCCACGGUACCUAUCCCACUUUGCGCGCAUUGAACCAACACUUGGCGAGCCCUCGUCAUGAGGCGAAGAUUUAUUUCUGCCCUCUCAGCUCGUGUGGCGUUAGAUUCACGACGUUGAGUGCUCUUUGCCAGCACAUCGAGAGUCAGAGAUGUGGAGUUGCCAGGUUUAAAGCUGUCCAGAGUGCUUUAGACAGCUUGGUUGGCGGUAUGAGGUCUUUGACAAUGUAG
This is a messenger RNA of Marasmius oreades (fairy-ring Marasmius), 660 nucleotides long. RefSeq lists its product as uncharacterized. NCBI's taxonomy places the organism in Eukaryota, Fungi, Basidiomycota, Agaricomycetes, Agaricales, Marasmiaceae. The record is from RefSeq and is a predicted model, not a curated record. Gene Ontology annotation, cellular component: nucleus. Bases 1 to 660 code for a protein of 219 amino acids. Gene Ontology annotation, biological process: regulation of transcription by RNA polymerase II. Gene Ontology annotation, molecular function: RNA polymerase II transcription regulatory region sequence-specific DNA binding; DNA-binding transcription factor activity, RNA polymerase II-specific. The transcript has 2 exons.